This is a messenger RNA of Branchiostoma belcheri (Belcher's lancelet), 7989 nucleotides long. RefSeq names its product lipoxygenase homology domain-containing protein 1-like. Gene Ontology annotation, molecular function: protein binding. Lineage: Eukaryota; Metazoa; Chordata; Leptocardii; Amphioxiformes; Branchiostomatidae. The record is from RefSeq and is a predicted model, not a curated record. The transcript is spliced from 48 exons. Bases 24 to 7793 code for a protein of 2589 amino acids.
UAAAUAAAUAGAAUCUUGUUGCCAUGCCGACGCAGCUGCAGUACAUGAACUCGUCGCCAGGGGUGCGGAACAGCAUGCGGUGGGCAGCGGAACCCCCCGCCGUGACCCAGCCGGUCACGACCCUUGACCCACGACCCCCCUAUGCUGUAGCACGGCCCAGAUCUGCCCCCAUCAGACCGAGACCAGACAAGUGGGUUGACCCGUAUGUUGACCCCCGACCUCAGUUCCGUACGACCAGUGCCAUCGUGCACCGCGCGCGACGGAAAACUUUCGACGUCAAACUGCACAACCGACCGCUCGAGUCACACUAUAGCAAAUACGCACCCUUUGCUCCCCGUGCCAUAGACAGAGUAGACAACCCCCACUCCUUCCCCUCAUAUGACCCCAUGAGUGACCCUCACCUGUCAGACUACUUCGCCAGGAAGUUUGGCUACGACCCUCGACCUCCUUCUGCUGUGGCCAGAAAACGUGCAAUGUACGGGCCGGGGUCGCGACCUGCCUCGGCUGCUAGCAAGCGGCCUGGUUCAGCCACUGGCAAGCGCAAACACACCCGCAGGGAGAGUGGCAUGUUGUACAAAAUCGUGGUCAGGACAGCUGACAGGAAAAAUGCAGGCACAGAUGCAAGGGUAUUUCUUAAGAUGAAGGGCACCAAAGGAAAGGUGCCCAAGAAAAGGCUGUACAAGAAGUCAGGGUCAGUUAAGGACAGUAAGACGUCCCACUUCAAGUUUGAGAGGGGGACAAAACACACCUUCAAACUCAGGGCAGCUGAUAUAGGAGACAUAGAGACCAUCACUGUAGAGCACGAUGGUUUAGAGAGGAAACAGAGCUGGUUGUUAGAGUCAGUAACCAUCACAAACACAGUGAACAAGCGGAGCUGGGUGUUCCCCUGUAACGAUUGGCUGUCACUGUUCGAGAGUGACUGUCAGAUCAGCAGGAUUCUCUACGCUAAGGGAGGGACCAAGUACGCAAGGACAGAAUAUGAAGUUGUGACGGUAACAGGAGACUGCAGAGGAGGAGGAACAGAUGCAAACGUCUUCAUAACCUUAUAUGGUAAAAAAGGGACCACAGCAAGGUUACCUCUCAGAAACAGACACAAGUCAAAGACGUUUGAGAGAGGAAGAAGUGACAUCUUCAUCAUCAAGGCCAAGAACGUUGGAUCACUACAGAAACUCAGAAUCCAGCAUGACAACACAGGAACAGCUCCAGGCUGGUUUUUAGACCGUGUGGUGGUGACGGAUGUUAAGAACCCUGCGUGUAAGUUUUACUUCCCCUGCGGACAGUGGCUGGCGAAGGACGAGGGAGACGGGAGGAUCGCGCGGGACCUGCUGGGGAGUAAGGACCCUACAGCUGUCAGGAGAAUGAGUAAGUACAAGAUCAGCACGUACACUGGGAACAAGCGCGGUGCGGGGACAGACGCUAACGUGUUCAUCACGCUGUUUGGGGAGGCCGGAGACUCAGGAGAACGGAGGCUAGACAACUCCAAAAACAACUUCGAAAAGGGGAGGGACGACACAUUUAUGAUCGAGUGUCCCAACCUGGGUCCGAUGAGGAAGAUCAGGAUCGGACACGACAACAAAGGUACCAGCCCUGGAUGGUUCUUGGACAAGGUGAUAGUAGAUGAUGUUCAGCUAAGCCGAGUUUACGAGUUCCCCUGUAACCGAUGGUUUGCUACAGACGAGGACGACGGACAAAUUCAGCGAGACUUGCUCUUAACCGGACAGAGGGGAGAUCACCCUACAGGUUACCCGUACCAAGUCCGAGUGGAGACUGGAGACGUGAGAAACGCUGGAACAAGUGCCCGCGUGUUUAUAGAGAUGUGGGGGGUUGACGGAGAAGAGACCAGCGGUAAAAUCUACCUGGAUGGGAAGUUCCAGCGAGGGAAGACAGACGUACUGGAUGUUGAGACGGGAUCCAUUCUCAGUCCUCUGUCCAAGAUCGUCAUUGGGCACGACAACUCUGGUACUGGACCUGGCUGGUACUGUGAAAAGGUCCAGGUACACUGCCCCUCCACCGGCUAUGAGCAGACGUUCCUGUGUCAGAACUGGCUGGCUCUAGACGAGGGAGACGGGCUUAUCGAGAGGGAACUCAGAGAAACCAUCUCCAUGAGACAGACUAAAACUAAAAAGGUAGCAUGGAACAUGACGGUAUGGACGACAGACAAGCGCAGUGCGGGUACAGACGCUAACGUUUACUUCGUGUUAUACGGAGACAAGGGCAAAUCAGACGACAUCUCCAUCGGAAACAAGACGGACAACUUCGAGGCAGGACAGGAAGACAACUUCAAGGUUGAAAUAAAGGAUGUAGGGAAGCCAUACAAGAUCAGGAUUGGUCACGACGACUCUGGGUCCUUUGCAGGAUGGCAUCUGGACAAGGUAGAGAUGGAGAGAGUAGACACAGGUGAGAUAUACCUGUACAGAUGUGGCCGCUGGCUGGAUAAGGGGGAAGAUGAUGGACAGAUUGUCAGAGAGAUGCCAGCUGAAGGAAAACUCAUCAAGAAACCUCUGCCAGUUGUGAUGUACGAUGUUGAGGUGCACACUGGGAAGAAGCGGAAUGCCGGCACGAAUGCGGACGUGUUCGUCUGCCUGUUUGGUGAGCUGGGCGAUACGGGAAACAGGCCUCUGCUCAAGUCCAGCAACAUGGACAAGUUUGAGAGGGGGAAGGUCGAUGAGUUCCAAGUCGAGGCUGUGACCUUGAAAAACGUGACCAAGGUCAGAAUAGGGCAUGAUGGGACAGGCUCGGGAUCGGGGUGGUUCCUGGACAAAGUGGUCGUCAGGGAACAUGGUAAGAUGAAAUCCGAGAUGACCUUCGCGUGCGACCGCUGGUUGGAUAAAGGGGAGGAUGAUGGACUGAUUGUUCGAGACCUUCUGCCAGAGGGAACACCUCAGCUACUCGCAACCACGUCCUACCACGUCUCAGUCAAGACCGGUGACGAGAGGAACGCAGGAACUGAUGCUGACGUCUUCCUGAAGAUAUUUGGGGCGAAGGGAGACACGGGACUGCUCAAACUGUACCAGUCUGACAACACCAGUAACAAGUUUGAGAGGGACAGGACAGAUCUGUUUAAACUGGAGGCAGCAGAUAUUGGAAAGAUUGAGAAGAUCCGUAUCGGCCAUGAUGACUCCGGCCCGGGGUCAGGCUGGUUCCUCGACAAGGUAGACAUCGAUGUUCCGUCCCACGGAGAGCGCUACGUUUUCUCGUGCCACCGCUGGCUCGCUUCCGACGAGGGCGAUGAAAAGACAGAGGUCGAACUGUUCCCAACGGAGGUCAUAAAAGGGGAUGUCCGAAUUCCGUAUGAAGUUGACAUCUACACAGGAGACAUCCGCGGUGCAGGUACAGACGCCAACGUUUUCUUGCAAAUCUAUGGGACUAAGGGGAAGACUGAGGAAGUUCAGCUCAGGAACAGGACAGAUAACUUCGAACGGGAGGCAGUGGACAAGUUCAAGAUUGAACAGAAGGAUGUUGGACCCAUCACUAAGAUCAGGAUCGGUCACGACGGCACCAGCUUUGGAGCAGGCUGGUUCCUCAACAAGGUUGUCAUACAAAGAUAUCCGACCGCAGAGGAACUAAAGGAGAAAAGAAAAGGCAAGAAAAAGGGACUGAAGCGACAACAAUCCACCUCGCCCUCCAGAAGAAAACUCUCUCGCUCCCCUUCUCACAAGAAAAAGUCUAAGAAAUAUUCCAGCUUCUCCGAAUCUGAGUCAGAAAGCGAAGAAGAAAAAUCGUCCAAGAAGAAGAAGAAAUCUCUCAAAAAGAAAUCGAAGAAAGAUGACAGCUCUUCUUCUGAGAGUUCUUCCGAGGAUGAAAAGAAGAAGACAUCGAAGAAGAAGGAGAAGAAGAAAAAGAAGUCAAAGAAGGACAGCAGUAGCUCGAGCAGUGACUCGGAGAAAGAGGAAGACUGGAAGAAGAGCAACGCAGAGGUGUAUCUGUUUGUGGUGAAUCGGUGGUUAGCAAAAGACGAGGAUGACAAAAAGAUCGUGCGAGAGUUGGUCCCUACAGAUGAGGCAGGGAAACCACUGGAAGACAACAUUCUGCAAGAAAACGAGUAUGUUGUGAGAGUGUACACAGGAGACAAGUUUGGUGCUGGGACAGACGCGAAUGUUUUCCUGUCUGUGCACGGAGAGAACGGAGACACGGGAGAGCGAGAACUCAAGGACUCGGAAACUAACACUAACAAGUGGGAACGGGGAAACGUGGACAGGUUCACCAUGUCAGCCAUUAACCUGGGGGAGGUGAAGAAGGUCAAAGUUCGGCACGACAACAAGGGUGGGGGGGCGGCCUGGUUCCUGGAUAGAGUCGAGGUGGAGGAUGUGAAGGCAAAGAAAAAGUACUACUUCCCAUGUCAGCGAUGGUUGGCUACAGAUGAAGAUGACGGGCAGAUCGCUCGAGAGUUGGUUCCCGUGGACAAGGCUCUGUUUGACAAGACUCGAUCUCUGAAGAAAGGAAAAUCUACAACCAGUCUGAGGGAUGAACUGGGGCUAGAGAUGAUGGCCCAAACUACGACCUACCACGUAAACGUGAAAACAGGAGAUGUGCGGGGAGCAGGAACAGACGCUAACGUCUACACUAUACUGUACGGGGAGAACGACGACACAGGUAUCAUGCAGCUGAAGACAUCCAAGAACAACUCCAACAAGUUUGAGAGAAACCAGCUGGAUGAGUUUACUCUGGAAGGGGUGGACAUCGGAGACCUCAAGAAAAUCAAGAUCUGGCACGACAAUAAGGGCGGUUUUGCGGGCUGGUUUCUGGAGAGUGUAGAGAUCAACGCCCCCUCCCUCGGUCAGAAGUGGUUCUUCCCGUGCGGCCGGUGGCUGGAUAAGGGACAGGACGACGGGAAACUGGAGCGAGAACUUUUCCCCACCAACACAGCCACAGAGGAGUACAACCCCUACGUUCCGUACGAGAUCAUUACCUACACGAGCGACGUUUCGGGCGCGGGAACGGACGCGGAUGUUUACGUCGUGCUGUUCGGACGAGACUCGCAGACCGAACAGAAAAGUCUCUGCGGAAACAAGAAGGAGAGGAAAGAAAAGUUUGAGAAAGCCCAGAAGGACAUCUUCAUUGUUGAGAUGGAGGAUGUUGGUGACCCCAUUGAGAAGGUCAGAAUAGGGCACGAUGGGAAGGGAUGGGGAGCAGGCUGGCAUCUGGACAAGGUCGAAGUUCGUAGACUGACGGACGACAAGAAGGGCUCGAUCACGUACACGUUCCCGUGUAAGCGUUGGCUGGCGCGGGGGGAGGAUGACGGGGAAAUCGUGAGGGAACUUCUGCCCGACAAAAUCAUGGAGGAGAAAACACGGAAGGACGGCAGCAUGAAGAAAAAGGAGAUCAAACACGACGCCUUGGAGAUGAAACAGUACCAAGUCCUGGUCUACACAGGAGACGUGAAGGGGGGAGGAACAGACGCGAAUGUCUUCAUCAACAUCUUCGGAGAAAACGGAGACACUGGAGAGAGAAAACUCAACAAGUCUGAGACCCACAUGGACAAGUUCGAACGAGGACAGGUGGACAAGUUCCAGCUUGAGGCCGUUGACCUUGGGAAGGUUUUCAAGGUCAAGAUCCGUCACGACAACGCCCUUCUGAACCCCGCGUGGUUCCUGGACAAGGUGGAAGUGGUUGACCUUGUGGAUCAGGAAACGUUUGUGUUCCAUUGCGAACGCUGGCUGGGCAAGAACAAGGAUGAUGGGAAAAUUGAGAGGUCGCUCUAUGUCAAGGGUUAUGAAGGUGACACGUCGAGCACCUCCUCCCGCAGGUCCGGUUCGUUCGGUGGAAGUCAGCUGUCUCUGAAGAGUACCAGUCCCAGUCUGAAGAGGAAAAACUCACGGGCUUCUCUCGCUGACGAGACUAUUCCAGAGGGACCCUUGAUUCCCUACAAUGUGAAAGUAGUAACAGGAGGUGGGGACGACAACGGGACCAAUGCAAACCCUUACAUUAUCAUCAUGGGAGCUAAGAAGAAAACGUCACGCCGAAUCCCGCUGGACCUGGAGGACAAGAGCAAGUUUGAGCCGGCUUCGGUGGAGACCUUCGCUGUGGAAGGGCUGGAUGUGGGGGAUGUCAAGAAGAUAGAGUUCGGCCAUGAUGGUGUGCUGCCAGGCCAGGGCUGGUUUGUAAAGGAGGUGGAACUAGACGUCCCCACCGCUGGCAAGCACUACUACUUUCCCUGCAAAAGGUGGCUGGCUAAGGACAAGGAGGAUGGGCUGAUAUCUCGUGUACUGACUCUACAGGACGCAGAAAGUACCAUGCUCAGUUAUACUCCCAUGGUGCCGUAUGAGGUAACUGUGUACACGGGUGACAUCAGUGCAGGAGGGACUGAUGGGAGAAUCACCAUGACCGUAUUUGGCUCUAACGGAACCACCCAGGAGAUACCACUGGAGAAGGGGGAGGACAGGUUCGAGAGGGGAAAAGUGGACAUCCUUAAGAUGGAGUUAGAUGAUGUUGGUGAGUUGAAGAAGAUUCGAGUCAGUCACAAUGGGAAGGGCGAUCGACCUGACUGGUACCUGGAAAAGAUUACUUUAAGAAACCAGGACUCGGGAGAACUGUCUGUCUUCAUCUUGGAUGACUGGAUCUCCAAGAGUAAAGGAGACGGUCAGCUGACUAAGGACAUCCCUGCUAGUGUCGGCGGGAAAGCAACUAUCAAGAAAACAACAUACAAACUUUCUGUGAAGACUUCAGACGAGCGUGGAGCGGGAACGGACGCCAACGUUUCGCUGAUCCUGUUCGGAGAAAACGGAGACUCGGGAGAACUCAAACUGAAGGAGUCUGAAACCAGCUCUAACAAGUUUGAGAGAAACCAGACAGACGUCUUUAAGUUCCCGGACAUGCUGAGUCUUGGAGACCUGCACAAGUGUAGGGUGUGGCACGACAGUAAAGGUUUUGGAGCAGGCUGGCACCUGGAGUAUAUUGAGGUUCUUGACCAGAAGACAGACAAGUCCUACAUGUUCCCGUGUGGACGGUGGCUAGCGAAGGACGAGGACGAUAAACAGAUCAUGAGAGAACUGGUCUGCACCAGUCCUGAUACGCCCAAGUCUGAUAGGGAGAAAAUAGCCUACAACAUCAAGGUGGUGACGAGUGACAGAAGGGAGGCAGGAACUACCAACGAUGCUUUCCUCAUUCUGGAGGGAGACUUGCGCAAGUCAAAGGAGUUUUCCAUGGACAACACGGCAAAGGGGAAAUACUUCAAACAGGGUCACACGGAUGAGUUCAAGUUCGCAACCCGGAACGUCGGAGCCCUGAAGGGCGUGACCUUGGGCCACAGGAAGGCGGGGUCACGGGACAAGACUCAGUGGCACGUGUCAGAGGUCAUCGUGGAGAACAGUUCUACUGGAGACAAGUAUAUAUUUGGGUGCAACCACUGGAUUCCUGCCGGGGGGGACAGGCAUCUAAAGCUGACGGAUACAGAGGAAAGCAGGCAGACAGCAAUUAAAAACCUAGCGCCGGUCCAGUAUGAAAUCGUCACGGUUACGAGCGACGAGAAGGGCGCGGGAACCGAUGCCAACGUCACGAUCAUCCUCUACGGCGCAAACGGUGACACGGGAAAACGACAACUCAAGCAGAAAUUCCGUGAUCUUUUCGAGCGCGGACAGACCGACCGUUUUCAGUUCGAGGCUUUAGAUCUCGGUGAGCUGACGAAAGUCCGCGUCGAGCACGAUAAUAAAGGUUUUGGCGCAGAUUGGUUGUUGGAUCGGGUGGAGGUUACUAAUCUUGCUACAAACCAACAGUGGACCUUUCCCUGUGGGCAAUGGUUAAGUACAAAGAAAGGGGACGGCCAACUGUACAAAGAUUUGCUGGCUAGAUCUUAAAGAAAGAAAAGAUCAUAAUCAUUGUUUUUUAGACAAAUUUUAAGAUUUCGGAUGUUUGAGUUGAGAAAGGGGAUGGCAAACUUUACAAAGACUUGCUGGCUAGAUCUUAAAGAGAGAUAGAAGUUUUCAAGACAAAUUUUAAGACUUAGGAUGCUGUAGAUUUGAUAUCUUUGGAUAGGGAGUCCUUGACUAAGAA